This is a messenger RNA of Nerophis lumbriciformis (worm pipefish), 825 nucleotides long. The record is from RefSeq and is a predicted model, not a curated record. NCBI's taxonomy places the organism in Eukaryota, Metazoa, Chordata, Actinopteri, Syngnathiformes, Syngnathidae.
AUGGCAGUGAAUGUGUAUGCUACGUCCGUGUCUAUUGACAAUCUCAGCCGCCAUGACAUGCUGGCGUGGGUCAACGAUUCCUUGCACCUCACCUACACCAAGAUUGAACAACUGUGUUCAGGGGCGGCGUACUGCCAGUUCAUGGAUAUGUUGUUCCCGGGUUGCAUCCUCCUAAAGAAGGUGAAAUUUCAAGCCAAGCUGGAGCAUGAAUUUAUACAUAAUUUCAAAGUUCUUCAAGCAGCCUUCAAAAGGAUGAGUGUGGACAAGAUCAUUCCGGUGGAAAAGCUGGUAAAGGGAAAGUUCCAGGACAAUUUUGAGUUUGUCCAGUGGUUUAAGAAGUUCUUCGACGCCAACUACGACGGGAAGGAGUAUGACCCCAUGCUAGCCAGGCAGGGGCAAGACGUGGCCCCUGCUCCUAACCCAGGUGAUCACUUUAGCCACAAACCAAAGAGAACUCCAGGACCGCAGAGGACGUCUCCGACAGUGCCCAAAAACAUGCCGACGCCACAGCGGGUCCAACACAACAACCCGGCCUUGAGGAAGAACUCCACUCUAUCCCGAAACGGCGGCAGUGACGCGGAGAUCACAGAGCUCAAUCAACAGUUGAUGGAGUUGAAGCUGACUGUCGACGGGCUAGAAAAAGAAAGAGAUUUUUAUUUCAGUAAACUACGGGAUAUCGAGCUUAUCUGCCAGGAACAUGAGAGUGAGAGCAACCCGGUACUCAGCAGGAUAAUCGAAAUCCUUUACGCCACAGAGGAGGGCUUCGCGCCUCCAGAAGAUGAAGAACUUGACGAACAAGCCCACCUGGACCAGGAUGAAUACUGA